Athene cunicularia (burrowing owl) is the source of this 2460-nucleotide messenger RNA. It is a transcript of the gene GMPPA, whose product is annotated as GDP-mannose pyrophosphorylase A. Lineage: Eukaryota; Metazoa; Chordata; Aves; Strigiformes; Strigidae. Gene Ontology annotation, cellular component: cytoplasm. The record is from RefSeq and is a predicted model, not a curated record. Gene Ontology annotation, biological process: biosynthetic process. The transcript has 11 exons. Gene Ontology annotation, molecular function: transferase activity. Bases 52 to 1170 code for a protein of 372 amino acids.
CCCCUCCUUCCGUCCCCCCCCCAGGUGCCCGGCGUGAAGGAGAUCCUGCUGAUGGGCUUCUACCAGCCCCACGAGGCCCUCAGCCGCUUCUUGGUGUCAGCGCAACAGGAGUUCAAGAUCCCCAUCAGGUACCUCCAGGAGUAUGCAGCACUGGGCACGGGUGGUGGCAUCUAUCACUUCCGAGACCAGAUCCUGUCAGGUGGUGCUGAGGCCUUCUUUGUCCUCAACGCAGACGUAUGCUCAGAGUUCCCCUUGCAGGAGAUGCUGGAGUUUCGGCAGCAGCACGGGGAUGCGCACAGCUUUGUCAUUCUGGGUACCACAGCAAACAGGACGCAGGCGCUGAAUUACGGCUGUAUCGUGGCAAAUGCAGACACGCAGGAGGUCCAGCACUACGUGGAGAAGCCCAGCACUUUUGUCAGUGAGAUCAUUAACUGUGGCAUCUACCUGUUCACACCUGCCAUCUUCCAGCACAUCGGUGAGGUCUUCCAGAGGAACCAGCAGGAGCUAGUGCUCUGUCCUUACCUUGGAGAGGAGAGUUCCAAUGGCUGGCAGCGUGCAGAAGUGAUCCGACUAGAGCAGGAUGUUUUCACAGCUCUGGCUGGGAGUGGCAAACUCUUCGUCUACAAAACUGAUGGCUUCUGGAGUCAGAUCAAGUCAGCUGGCUCUGCUAUCUACGCCAGUCGUCUUUACCUGAACCAGUACAGCAAAAGCCACCCUGAGAGGCUGGCCCAGAACAAACCUGGAGGCCCUAUCAUCCGAGGGAAUGUGUACAUCCACCCUACGGCCUCCAUCGACAGCACGGCAGUGCUGGGCCCCAAUGUCUCCAUUGGUGAGGGGGUGACAGUGGGAGCUGGUGUGCGUGUGCGAGAGUCCAUUGUCCUGCAUGGCGCCUCACUCCACGACCACACCUGUGUCCUCAAUACUAUCGUGGGCUGGGACAGCACCAUUGGGCGCUGGGCCCGGGUUGAAGGAACACCCAGUGACCCUAACCCCAACGAUCCCUAUGCCAAGAUCGACAGCGAGACCCUUUUCCGGGACGGGCGCCUUACACCAUCCAUCACAAUCCUGGGCUGCAGCGUCACCAUCCCCGCUGAGGUUGUUAUUCUUAACUCCAUCGUCCUUCCUCACAAGGAGCUGAGCCGCAGCUACAAAAACCAGAUUAUCCUGUGAGUUAGUGGCUUGCUGGGUUGGGGGGCCCAGGGCCAGCCACCCACUCCCUGCCAUGCCCCACAGCAAGAGCGUCUGCUGAGACUUCAUCUUCUGGGAGGUUCCCAGCACCCCCAGAGGGGUAAGGUGUAGGCCAGGAGCCCUGCAAGUGCCUGACUCCUAUUCCAGAGAUUAAAGCUGGUGAGAACCAGCCUCACAUGCUGCUUCUCUUGCAGCCCAGGGACCAGCCCUGGGGCAGGGUGGAGGCUUUAGGGACAGCAUGUGGCCCUGGCACUAGGCUGCACACCUGUGCAGGGAGCCAUAGCCUGAGGCUGUUGAGGGAGCACUUGCUGCCUGCAGCUUCUUGGGUCCAGCUUUGGGUCUUUCUCCAACAAAGGGCACUACCAGCACCAUCUUACCACCCCUCACCAGGCUCUCCCUGCAUCAGUUGCUGUCUGCAAGACCCUGGAAGGUCCUGGCCCAUCUUAAAGGCCAGGGAGCUCUGAAUGUGCCUGUCCUGUGGCAGCAGCUCACCCCACAGGAACCAGUUGUGAGGAUUCCAGUUCCAGCAGUGUGAUUGCAACAGCCUGAUCUGGGCUCCUGCCUACUGCUGGAAAAACAGCAGCACCAGGCUGUCUUCAGGGCACUGGCACACAGGGCUGGGUUGGACAGGCAGGCUGCUGGCCCUGGAGGGAGCAGCAAAAGCUCAGUAGGAGCCAGGAUUGCUGCCAGCCCUGCCAAGCCUGCUCCUGUCAGGCUGAGACCUGUGCAGGCUGCCUAGGCAGGGCUCAGGGUGACGGCAGCGUGCCCCUGCCACCCUGGUGGGAGAACAGCCUCCCCUGCACCCCAACAUAGGUGCAGCUUGGAGGGGCUCUCGCUGCAUAUCUUCCCCUCUCGCUAGCCACAUCCCCAGGGCACCAGAGCAAUCAACUUAUGUGCAUGCAGGUGGCAGAAAUCUACUGCCUCACUGUCUCAGAGUGUUUUUAUUGAAGGCAGCUCCCUGCUGAUCCUGGCACAGUCUAUGAUAACCAACACUGCCCUUUAUCCACUUACAUCACCAUCUUUGCCUCUGGUUUUGGAGCUCUCUGCUAAAGCCCUGCACUCCACUGAGGGCCCCAUCAUGCCUCUUACCUUCAAGCAAGGCACUGCAUUAGGGAUUCUCCAUCCAUCCAGUACCACCCCAGCUCGAUGGAUUUGCAGCAAAUCCUUGCUCCCAGCCCUGUGCCUUCCUGUGCCAGUUCUCCUGUGGUCCUGGGCGGGGAUUAGCUGUUCCUUGGCUUUAAGCACAUUAAACUCCUUCAGUUUUGCCUCUGC